Messenger RNA from Sitophilus oryzae (rice weevil), 2693 nucleotides. It is a transcript of the gene Ctl2, whose product is annotated as CTL-like protein 2. The coding region runs from base 269 to 2353 and encodes 694 amino acids. The transcript is spliced from 14 exons. The record is from RefSeq and is a predicted model, not a curated record. Gene Ontology annotation, biological process: transmembrane transport. Gene Ontology annotation, molecular function: transmembrane transporter activity. Lineage: Eukaryota; Metazoa; Arthropoda; Insecta; Coleoptera; Curculionidae. Gene Ontology annotation, cellular component: membrane.
UUUACGUUGUUCAAAGGUUCUCUACCUGGUUUUCAGAUUUAGGUGUAUAUUGUACAUAUACAGCGGAGAAAGUACUACUACUGUAUAAAUUUUGCGCGAUAGUCGACGGCUAGGUACGGUCGCAACCAAGGCCACACAAAUACUUGCAUAUUUUUACGCGAAAAAUUAAAAGAAUCAGUGCGUUUGAUAUAGCGGCGCGUGAACCAACUCGAAAUGGAACAUAAAUUAAGUUUGAUUUUAUAAUGUUUCAGUUGGAAAAGUGUGCAGUAUGGCCAAAAAAACGUAUCCGGAACCAAUAGGACAGCCUAUAGAAUACGAUCCAUACUUUGACGGACCUACAAAAAAACGAUCGUGCACUGAUGUCAUAUGCCUGUUACUAUUUUUGGUUUUUCUUGGCUGCUGGGUCGGGCUAGGAGCAUGGGCUAUUAAAAAAGGAGAUCCAUCACUUUUACUGGUACCCACAGACUCCAACGGCCAGAGAUGUGGUUUGGAUUCGGCCGUACAGGACAAACCCUAUUUAUUCUUCUUCGAUCUUACGAAAUGUUUCGAUUUGACAACCGCUUUUUCAGGAUGCAAUACUCCUCAGGUUUGCGUUAAGAGCUGUCCUGAUUUUGUAUUUAUAAAAAAUACUGAAUAUGGAAAUAAUCUAACACAAGUAUUGCCAUAUUGUAGUUAUGAUGUCCAGGAUAGCAAUAGCUAUGAUGAAAAUAACUGUCCCACAUGGGUGGUUCCUAGUGAUUCAUUGCUUAAAAGAUGCGUUUUCAAUGCGGCAAAUUUGAAAAAUCUCCAGUGGAACCUCAAAGCAUUCAAAGAGGUUAAUGUUCAGACCUUUCAGGAUUACACGAAUCCGGUCCAAUUGUGGUUAAGUUUAAUCGUGCAUAACGGUAUAGUCGCUGUUAAAGACGACCAAAACAUCCAUGAGGUUGCUCAACAAAUUAUAGCCGACGUUAUUACAUCAUGGUGGAAAAUAUUAAUUGGAGUUGUAUUUGCUCUUUUGGCCUGUAUUAUUUUCAUUCUUAUGUUAAGGUGGAUUGCAGGAGUUAUUGUUUGGUUUUCUAUUAUAGCCGUAGUGGUUGCUUUAGGAGCUGGGGUUUAUUUUUCGGCGAUCUUUUACUCACAAUACAAGAAGGAAUUCGAAGCAGAUUGGACCAAAACAUCAAGCAAAACCAAACGAGACAUCUUUUUGGGCCUCCUGAUUAUCACUUCGGUUGUACUAGGCAUUAUUCUUCUAGUGCUAAUAUUUCUACGCAAAAGAAUCACAUUAGCUAUUGCUUUGGUGAAAGAGGGCAGCAAAGCAGUCAGUUCGGUAACUUCAGUCCUAUUCUUCCCUAUCGUUCCAUGGGUACUUCAAGUUGGGGUGGUGGCGUAUGCAAUUUGCGCCGGAGUGUAUUUAGCCACUGUAGGAGAACCCCUAUAUCUCUAUAAAGAUAUAUCUGAUGCCUGUAACGGAGAAUCUUAUUGGCAGAACAACACACAAUGCUUUCCAUCAAAUUUUUCAACAAGCAGUUACACCAAUUGCAAUGAAGCGAAAUGCAGGUUCUAUAGUAUCACCAACGAAGCCUACUACCCUUAUUUUCAAGCUUUCAAUAUCUUCGAAUUUUUCUGGAUGGCUUUCUUCAUUACCGCCCUGGGCCAAAUGGUUUUGGCUCAAGUAUUCGCUAAAUGGUACUGGACCAAGAAGAAGAGUGACCUACCCUUCUUUGCCGUUACAUCUGCUACCUGCACUACCCUCCGGUACCACUUGGGAACAAUUGCCUUUGGAUCGCUUAUAAUUGCAAUUUGUCGAAUAAUCAGGCUAUGUCUAGAAUACAUUGACCGGAAACUGAAGAAGUAUGAUAAUGAACUGACCAAAGCCAUCAUGUGUUGUUUGAAAUGCUUUUUUUGGUGCCUAGAAAAGUUUUUGAAGUUUAUCAAUAAAAAUGCGUACAUUAUGUGCGCCAUACAUGGAAAAAACUUUUGCUCCAGCGCAAAAGAUGCCUUCUCACUUCUAGUAAGGAAUAUAAUCAGAGUGUUUAUAUUAGAUAAGGUGACCGACUUUUUAUUCUUCUUGUCGAAAUUAGUCGUUACCAUAGGCGUAGGCGCGGUAGCUUACGUCUUCUUCGCCACUGAUCUCAUAUCAUUUAUGGAUAACUCCGGCCUAAACUAUGGCGUCGUUCCAGUUAUUAUAAUAAUGAUUGUGACAUAUCUGGUUGCAACGUUGUUCUUUAACGUCUACAGUAUGGCGGUGGAUACGUUGUUUAUGUGUUUCCUGGAAGACAUUGAAAGAAAUGAUGGAAAAACCAAACCAUAUUAUAUGUCCAGGAAUUUAAUGAAGAUUUUCGGUAAAAAAAAUGUAAUAAAGAAAGAUGAAUAAUUUUAAAGACAUGGACUAUUAUUACCGAUGUAUUAUAUUUUUGUAUACGGCAGUACAAUCAAUGAAAGUGUUCUUAUUUAUAGAAAAUCGAUAAGGCUGUGGAGAAAACAAAGAGUAUUUGAUAUAAACCUAGGUUUAAGAUUUUUAUUAAGUCAGUAUUAAUAACGUACGUAAACUACAGAUUUUUAAGUCUAGCUGUCAUUUUAUUUAUAUAUUAUUUACGUUUUUGUGUUGUGUAGGUCUAGUUAUUCUUGUAUUUUAUUUUUAAAAACUACUGUAUACCUAUAAGGUUUUUAAUAAUACGAUUUUACGAAUUAAUAAAAAAAUAUAUGUUUUAAGG